This is a messenger RNA of Labrus bergylta (ballan wrasse), 4181 nucleotides long. RefSeq names its product limb development membrane protein 1 (gene lmbr1). Lineage: Eukaryota; Metazoa; Chordata; Actinopteri; Labriformes; Labridae. The record is from RefSeq and is a predicted model, not a curated record. Gene Ontology annotation, molecular function: transmembrane signaling receptor activity. Gene Ontology annotation, cellular component: plasma membrane. Gene Ontology annotation, biological process: signal transduction.
UUAUUUUGGGGCGGUUGGUUUUCCUCCUCUGUCAGGACCGAGGGAGGGAGUUUGUCUCUGUUGUGAGAGCUAGCAUGUAGUCGCCUUCUUUUUUUUUUUUUUUUAGAUUUUUGCAAUAUGAAGAAUGGAAGAAGACGAUGUUUAUAUCAGAGAGCAGAAUUUCCACAGCCAAGUUCGAGAGUACAUCAUUUGCUUCCUCCUGUUUGCAGUCCUCUACAUUGUGUCCUACUGCAUCAUAACAAGAUACAAGAAGAAGAGCGACGACCAUGAAGAUGAAGAUGCUGUUGUCAAUAGAAUAUCAUUGUACUUGUGCACCUUCACCCUGGCAGUGUCGGGUGGUGCCGUCUUCCUACUGCCUUUCUCAAUCAUUAGUAACGAGAUCCUCCUCUCCUUCCCCAAAAACUAUUACAUUCAGUGGCUCAAUGGCUCCCUCAUUCACGGUUUGUGGAACCUGGUGUCACUGUUCUCCAACCUUUGCCUCUUUGUCCUGAUGCCCUUUGCCUAUUUCUUCUUGGAAUCUGAGGGAUUUGCAGGAUCAAAGAAGGGCAUUAAGGCACGUAUUUUGGAGACCUUUGUGAUGCUCUUUUUGCUGGCUCUGCUAAUCCUGGGCAUUGUGUGGGUGGCCUCAGCGCUCAUUGACAAUGAUGCAGCCAGCAUGGAGUCGCUCUAUGAUCUUUGGGAAUUUUACCUACCAUACCUCUACUCCUGCAUAUCUCUGAUGGGAGGACUGCUUUUACUCAUGUGUACUCCUGUGGGAUUGUCCAGGAUGUUCACUGUCAUGGGCCAGUUACUAGUGAAGCCAACAAUCCUGGAGGACCUGGAUGAGCAGAUUUACUGCAUCCAUUUGCAGGAGGAAGCCCUUCAGAGGAGAUUAAACGGAGCAUCUACUUACACUUACACUCGAGGAAGCUUUGCUCACCAGCUCAUCAAAGAACUGGACAAUAUCAGGAAUCAGAGGAAUAAAUUGGAGAGAAGAAAGAAAGCAUCAGGUUGGGAGAAGAACUUGCUGUAUCCCAUAGUGAUGCUGAUCCUGCUCUCAGGAACGACAAUCUCUGUUCUUAUGGUGGCAUUUAAUAUCCUCUACCUUCUGGUGGAUGAGACUGCCAUGCCCAAGGGAUCCACAGAUCGAGGCAUUGGGAACACCUCUCUUUCCACAUUUGGCGUGGCUCAGGCAGCGCUAGAGAUCAUCCUCAUGUUCUACUUGAUGGUGUCCUCUGUCGUCGGCUUCUACAGCCUGCGAGUCUUUGAGAUCCUCACGCCCAGGAAGGAUGACACGACCAUGACAACGAUCAUUGGUUGCUGUGUGUCCAUCUUGGUCCUGAGUUCAGCCCUGCCGGUGAUGUCCAGAACUCUGGGUAUCACCAGGUUUGAUCUCUUGGGAGACUUUGGGAGAUUUAAUUGGCUGGGAAACUUUUACAUCGUCCUUUCAUACAACCUGCUGUUCGCCGUCGUGACAACACUCUGCCUUGUGAGGACGUUCACCUCAGCGAUAAGGGAGGAGCUUCUAAAGGCCCUUGGUCUGGAUAAAUUGCAACUGUCAAACAGCCCCACAGACCCUGAAUCCGGGAAGCUCUCGGCCAAUGGGCAUCAGAAAACUCUGUGAAAGGGACGAUAGAUCAGCACACACACACAUGCACGUCUCCACACACCUUAGCACAGCCAAAGGGAGAUUUCGACAGUACCGCCUGACUGCUGAAAGGUGAAAGGGAUUGGAAGGAACUUAAUAAACCCGGGCAGCGUCUGCCGGAUGCUGCAAAUGGAGGGCCGAGAGCAAUUUAGCUUCGUGACAUUCCAUCCUCUGCGUCUGGGAUGGAGGCUGGGACAGAGCCAGGGAUGAAGCCUGGCAUCACUGCAGUGACCUUGAUGUUGACCUCAAACGUUGACUGUGACAUUAAACCACCCAUCUCUUGCUUCAGGGUGCGCUCUCCCACCCCCCCCAGCUUUACUUCCUGUUUCUUUGACAGAAGCUGGUGAAACGAUUCUCUUCUACGUCCUGCUCUUCCUCUCCACGCAGCACAGACUAUUCCGUUAAGACUUGUUUUUAAACGUCCAGCUACAGUUCUGAUUGUGAUGUGAACUGAGACAGGAAUGAUGAUUUGUUGAAGCUUAAAAAAUGUGGAAACAAAAAAUGCUCAUGAAGCAUGAAAGUCAUUUAUUCACGUCUGCAAUACAACUCACUCGAUAUGCAUUAACGCCGUUGUUCCCGACCGGCCUCACACUUUAAACACUCGUGCUGUCGUCUGUCUUUUGAUUUGGCUUUACUCAAGUGCGCUUUAACUUAAUCGAUGAUGUCAUUCGAUUGUACGGAGUACGAUAAGAACUUUUUUUAGGUGCUCGAGAUUAGAGUAGAGCUACUCUCCAAAUGGGGAAACCACGAGGAAGUCAGGUCCACCUCACGUCCACUUUUAGAAGCUGGGCUGCAGCUGGAGCUGAUCCUGUGCUCCUAAACUUUAAUUAUGCACAUGGUGAGGAAAUGUCAUCACGUUUUGCUUACCACCCCCCCCCCAAUAAAACCCCCAUCUAUUUUAAAUUCCCAAGGCGCUGAAGAACUGGUCAAAUGUUGUCUUCUUGUAAAUGUUGUAUCUACAUGUAAAUAAUGUGUUUCAUACCUCUUUUGCAUUAUUUGGGUGUAAAUUAUGGGACCCUCCUGGAGCCCUCUGAGGGUCUGACUCACUAAGCUAUCUGAAUUUUGUUGUACAUAUUUUUGGAAGUGGAAUGCAAACGUGGAAGUCUUCACAUGCAGAAUGAAUGAUUGACAAACUUUGUUAAGACUCAGUGACUCAGGCCCCGUGUGCGUGUUGUCGUGUUGCUGCAUCCUUCUUUGUCUCUAGAACCACCUUAAUGCCUUAUAUGACAAGCGUCUCGCAGGCUCCAUGUUAGGGUCGUCUUUGUACCUGUGUGUGUCUGUGUCUGUGUGUGUGUGUGUCUGUGUGUGUAGACAGUUCCACUGUGAUCUCCCGUACACCACAAGUUCUCAUCUAAAGCCAGCUGGUCAAACAUACACAAUGAAUGUUGUCACAGUAUCUCUUAUCUGGUGAGAGGAUCCGUUAUGAGACGCGUUCAUUAGCCUGAGUUAGCUAAUGCUAAUGCUGUUAAUUGUAUGGUGUAAUUGGUGUCGUGUGUUUUAAUGGGGGCUAAAGUGACGGGAACGAAAAAGGAAGUAAGGAAACUGAUGACAUUUUUGUUUGCAUUUUGAAUUUCUUAGGACAGGGACAGUUGUACUACAGAGCGUUCUGCCGUUGACUGGACUUUGUAAACAACGUGCUGCUCUCAAUCACACGUCUUUUUUUGAAGGCGUUUUCUCAGAUACCACAAAAAUGUCAUUCCCCACUGUCUCUAAAAUAAAUGCAUAAAAGACCCAAAAAUAAACCUUUAGAAAUAUAUACAUAAAAGCACUGGUUGUGUUUGGAAAUAAUUAAAAACACGUCUCCUAUUGACGCCCCAAACAAAGGUAACGUCAUUUCAUAGACUGAAGUCAAAAAAAGCCCGUGCUGUUAAUUGAAUUUUUCCGGUAAACAAAUCAGAGCAGGGAAUGUCUCGUAAAGGGCGAAUCAAACCGGUAACCAUCCCUAAAACACCGGACGACCGUGCUUCUAUUUUUGUCAUUUCAAAGGAGACUUUUUUUUUUCCACAUUAACUGGAUUUUCUUGUCUGUCGUGUUCAAUUCCAUUUGUUUUUGUUCGUUUCCUGUUUCUGCAGCUAUUUUAGUGACAUUUAAGACUGUGAAAUCUAAAGAUAGCCUCAAAGUGAUAUGGACGACCAAAAGAGGAACUUUUUAAAUUGGCUAAUAAGAUCUUAAACUGUUGAAAGUAUCAUUUUUAGACUUUUAUCUUAAUGAGCUCAAUUAACCCCCAACAGCUUUGGUGGAUUUUUCUACCAGCUCCUUCGUACUUAGCAGGAAAACCACACCGCUGAUAGAACUUCAGAGCCACACUCCCCGCAGCAGGCCCAGCGGCCCGUGUGGUUGUCUCCUCAGUCCGUCUCUGUGUUGGGGGACUUUGAGAGUUGGCCUGUGCUGUAAGUGAAGCAGCUUUUUUUUUCUGUCUGUUGGUCUCUGCAUGUCAUUUUUUGGUACAUGUUUUGUGAAUGUAUUUAAUUUUUUACGAUUUCUCAGUUUGCUAAAUGUACGUUUCAUUAUUUCUGAUGUUUUGUGUGUUCGCAAAUAAAAGUAGAGAAACUCC